Messenger RNA from Oryzias melastigma (Indian medaka), 3233 nucleotides. It is a transcript of the gene gdpd1, whose product is annotated as glycerophosphodiester phosphodiesterase domain containing 1. Gene Ontology annotation, biological process: N-acylethanolamine metabolic process; glycerophospholipid catabolic process. The record is from RefSeq and is a predicted model, not a curated record. Gene Ontology annotation, cellular component: endoplasmic reticulum membrane. The transcript has 11 exons. Bases 209 to 1162 code for a protein of 317 amino acids. NCBI's taxonomy places the organism in Eukaryota, Metazoa, Chordata, Actinopteri, Beloniformes, Adrianichthyidae. Gene Ontology annotation, molecular function: phosphatidylcholine lysophospholipase A1 activity; phosphoric diester hydrolase activity.
CGAGCUUAGUGUGCGCAUGCGCGCAUAGUUGACAGGCUGGUCGGUGUUGUCCCAGCUGUGCGCUGCAGACUCCCGGAUCUGGAUCAGGAUCUGGGUAUCAGAGGCCGGCCCGGCUCAGCAGCUCACCUCCAGAGUCUUAAUCUGUCAUUUCAGAGGUGUGCUCAACAGGAACCAGACAACAACUAAAACAUUUGAGGUCAAAGUGGGGAUGUGUGCUGCCGUGUAUGUCCUGUCAACAGUAACGGGCUACGUCCUCACCUCUGCCCUGCUGCUAAAAUGUCCAACACUUUUACACCGAAAGAAGCGAGAGACGUUCCUCUGCAAGCACAUUUCCCACCGUGGAGGAGCAGGAGAAAACCUAGAAAACACCAUGGCAGCUUUCAGACAUGCUGUGAACGUUGGCACAGACAUGUUGGAGUUGGACUGUCACCUGACAAGAGACGAGCAGGUUGUGGUUUCCCAUGAUGCCAAUUUACGGAGGGUCUGUGGCGUCAACGCUGAAAUCGCCAACAUGGCCUACGCUGAACUUCCUCCGUACCUCUGCAAGCUGGGUGUAACUUUUCAAAAGGAGUGUAUCUGCGAGGGCGGGGAGGACAAACGCAUCCCUCUCCUCAGGGACGUUUUUGAUGCUUUCCCCAACACUCCCGUCAACGUUGACAUCAAGGUCAACAACGACAAACUAAUUAAGAAGGUUUCUGAACUCAUCGUUAAAUACGACCGGCAGCAUCUGACUGUCUGGGGAAACUCCAGCAACCAGGUAGUCAAAAAGUGUUACAAAGAGAACCCUCAGAUUCCAGUGUUGUUCAGCUUUCCCAGAGUGCUGCAGCUGCUGGCCCUCUUCUACUCUGGCCUGCUGCCCUUUGUUCCCAUCAAGGAGCAGUUUCUGGAGAUCCCCAUGCCAUCCAUCAUUACUAAGUUAAAGGAUCCAAACGGUUUAACUAGAACUCAGCGAUUUACCAUCUGGUUAGCCGACACUUUGCUGAUGAGGAAAGCUCUUUUUCAGCAUUUAACCGCCCGGGGAAUACAGGUGUACAUUUGGGUGCUGAACGAUGAAGAGGACUUCCAGAGGGCCUUCGAUUUGGGCGCCACGGGAGUUAUGACAGAUUUUCCUACCAGGCUGAAAGACUUCAUGGACAGGAAUGGCAUUUCCAGGCUCCAGUGACCUGCCAAGUUCUGCCUCCCCUCACCUCUGCAGUGAUUAUCCUUCAGUCUGACUGACCUACAAACACGUCUCCUGCAUGCAUUCCAGCAGCCCUCCUCUGACAGUGGGCUUUAGUCACAUUAGAGCGCUGUCCCUAUUGAAGUCGCACACUUAAUGUGUUCCCAACUGCCCUCUUUCUUACAUGGUAAAACCCCUGAUUGAGGUAUUUGUUUUAUGGACAGUCUUUUUUUUUAAAGUUGGUUUGAUAUAUAUAUUUUUUUAGCUUAUUAAGUGUUCAAAUAGGCGAUUUAAAAUUGCACAUCAAAAAGUGAACAUAUUGACCUCCAAGCCUCUGUCAAGUUUAGCCAUUUUCAAAAAGAUUUUUUUUCCAAAAUAAAGUUGUUUAUUUAGAUUAAAGCAUACCUGGACGAGUGAAUGAGAAUGCUCUGGAAACCUCAACAGUACUAUAAGCAAUAAAGAAAUUCUGCCAACAUUUUUGACCUUUACAAAACAGAGUUUAGUGAACACUUGGUGUAAUCUGGCAGAGGUUUGCCUGAAUGUAAACUCCAGACUAAACUUUAUAAAAGUUUUGGUACAAAGGACAUUUUUGACCAUGAAAUCCUAAAUCUUGAUGAAGCUCCAACAGGUCAUUUUAUUCACCUUAUUUUCUUUGUCUGAUUAUUUAUUUUUAUUUUAAAGUGCGAAACCACUUCUAAACUAAAUUUAUUGUAUUUUAAGGUUAAAAAAAAAUAACUUCAAAUAUAAAUUAUGUUUUUUGAUGCACAAAGUGUGACCGUUCACAAUUGAAUGACUUAAAAACUGCACAUGAAAAAUAAUUUGAAAAGAUCAGAUAUUAGUAUUUCUGUUUUUUUGCAAGAUGUAAAAAUACAUAUAUAUAUGUAAAACAUUACAUAUCUGUUCUGAAGUGUUUCUGAAGUUUAUUAGUUAUUGAAUCUAAAAAAUACAAACAUUUAAAAUAACAUUUUGGGUAAAUUGUCCAUCAGACAUCCAAAUGAGCAAAGUGAUUACAAUUUUAAAAAAAAAGUUUAUUGCUUUGAAGUUGUCUAUGGUCUUCUUUGGAUGGACAUAAAAAAGGAAACUAGAUUUCAAAAUAAAAGGACCAAAGAGCUGGAGUUCUCUGUUCUGCAGAUUCUGUGUUUGUGCUUUACACACAAAAAAGUAUUUUAAAUAUAUUUGAAGCCAUGCUGUUUUUAUUUUAAAGAAAAACAAAUUCUAACUAAAGUAUUUUCUGUACUACAUGCCAUAAAAGAUUAAAUUGACCUAUUUAUUUUCUGCUGUAUGAUUAGAGGGAGGUGGAGGAUGAGGAGGCCGGUUCAUCCUGCAUCAGCGUUGACAUGAAUUGUGACUUGAAUUAUUUUUAUACAGAUGAAUAAGGAUUCCACUGAGAGAAGGGUUUAGGAGUGACCUGUGAUGUCAUAACCACUGUUUGCUGUGUUUUCUGUUUCCGUUUGGCUGCUGCUGUGCAGAUUUUGUUUCUUACAUCAUCUUAUAUGCAUUUUUUUAUUACAGCAGAGAGAUGUUGCACAUCAUGUUACACCUCCCUUCAUUUGUUGUUCUUUCCAUCUUUUAUUUAAAUGUAUUUGCAGAUAUAGAUGUUUGUUCUGUGGUAUCUUUGUGGAGACUUGAAUGCUGAUGUUUGCUGUUGUAUCAUUAAGAAUAAAAGCUGAACAUGUGCAGGGCAUGAUGGGUAAUCGCACAAUCAAAACUUGUGACCACGAGGUCUGAUCUGAAUGUAGUUGCCUGAAUGUAUUGACUUCAGUUUUAUCAACUCCUCACUGCAUGUUUAAGGUUGUUUUCAGAUUUAAUUUACAGAAUCAUUCAUCUGCAGGUUUGUUAUUGCACAGUCAGUCAGAGCGACCUGCACCUGUAUUUAUAUAAUUUUGAUUUGCACAAAAAUAUCUGAAACCUUUUCAAAUCCAUUUGUAUUUUUAACUGCAGUUUCCACAUAAUUGACAGAAGGUGGCGCUGCAGAAUAAAUAAAAAUCUGAAUGUUUUGGUCUCAGAAAAAUGUUAUUCUCCAAGAUUUUUGCUUUUAUGUGUUUAUAACUGUCAAUAAAACGUUUGAUUUAGA